CACAGCGCGUGCUUCUCAUCUGUGAGACAUUUGGCGGCUAAUUCACUCAGACUUCCUUUACUGAGAGUUUAUUUUAUUAAUAACAAUACUGGGUUAACUAAUAGUGCUUAUUAACAGGAUGAAAUCAAUGGAAGACCAAGUUGUGGAGGACGAGGCAGGCUUUCAGGAUGAUGAUGAGUCCUUCUUUCAAGACAUUGAACUUCUACAGAAAUAUGGCAUUAACAUGGCAGAUAUAAAAAAGCUGAAGUCAGUUGGAAUUUGUACAAUUAAAGGUAUCCAAAUGACCACACGGCGUGCCCUCUGCAAUGUUAAGGGUCUGUCUGAAGCCAAAGUGGAAAAAAUCAAGGAAGCAGCUGGAAAGUUGUUGAUGAGUGGAUUUCAGACAGCCUCAGAAUACAGUAUGAAAAGGAGACAAGUGUUCCACAUUACCACAGGCAGUUUGGAGUUUGAUAAACUUCUAAGAGGGGGAGUAGAAAGUAUGGCAAUCACAGAGGCUUUUGGAGAGUUCAGAACUGGAAAGACUCAGCUCUCUCACACACUGUGUGUUACAGCCCAGCUUCCUGGUGAAAAUGGAUACACUGGAGGGAAGAUCAUCUUCAUUGAUACUGAAAAUACGUUUCGCCCAGACAGGCUGAAGGACAUUGCAGACCGGUUUAAUGUGGAUCAUGAGGCAGUCCUUGAUAACGUGCUGUAUGCUCGUGCCUACACAAGUGAACAUCAAAUGGAACUGUUAGACUUUGUGGCAGCCAAAUUUCAUGAGGAAGGAGGUGUCUUCAAGCUCCUGAUCAUAGACUCGAUCAUGGCUCUCUUCCGAGUGGACUUCUCUGGUCGAGGCGAAUUGGCAGAGAGACAGCAAAAGCUGGCACAAAUGCUCUCCAGGCUGCAAAAAAUAUCCGAAGAGUACAAUGUUGCAGUCUUUGUCACCAAUCAGAUGACGGCAGACCCUGGAGCUGGAAUGACGUUUCAAGCAGAUCCCAAGAAACCUAUUGGAGGUCACAUACUGGCACAUGCCUCAACCACACGCAUAAGCUUGAGGAAAGGACGUGGUGAAAUGAGAAUUGCUAAAAUAUUUGAUAGCCCUGACAUGCCUGAGAAUGAAGCUACAUUUGCCAUAACUGCAGGAGGAGUAGCAGAUGCGAAAGAGUAAUGGAGUCGCUUCUUCAGUUGCCUAAAGUUAUGAUGAAGAAAGGGUUUGUUUAGACAAGACUACAGGCAAUAUGUCUUUAGACUUACAUUUAAUGUGCUGUUAUUUAUUUAUUCACUCGUUUCUAUUUAAUGUGUAUUUAAGUGAUAAUUGUAAUGUGUUCAAUAAAACGUUUUAGUUUUUGCAAUGUCUGAAA
This is a messenger RNA of Trichomycterus rosablanca, 1340 nucleotides long. RefSeq names its product DNA meiotic recombinase 1 (gene dmc1). Bases 119 to 1147 code for a protein of 342 amino acids. The transcript is spliced from 14 exons. Gene Ontology annotation, molecular function: ATP hydrolysis activity; single-stranded DNA binding; DNA strand exchange activity. The record is from RefSeq and is a predicted model, not a curated record. Gene Ontology annotation, biological process: DNA strand invasion; reciprocal meiotic recombination; mitotic recombination. Gene Ontology annotation, cellular component: nucleus; condensed nuclear chromosome. NCBI's taxonomy places the organism in Eukaryota, Metazoa, Chordata, Actinopteri, Siluriformes, Trichomycteridae.